AUGGACCACAGUGGCACGCUUGUCACGCUCCCUUUCGAUCUCAGGAUACCGUUUGCGCGUUACAUCGCGCUCAAUGGGGUCGUAAACAUGAAAAGGUUUGACAUCGCAUGCGUGUAUCGUGACAAGAAGAUUCUGGGCGCCCACCCCAAGGAACUUUAUGAGUGUGUAUUAGAUAUCGUCACAAGCUCGCCGGAAGACCUUGUGCCCGACGCCGAGGUUUUAUUGGCGGUAUUUGAGAUAAUAAACGAGUUUCCUUCCCUUUGUUUACCGUAAUUAAUAUAUUAAGAUGAAUCAUGCACGUCUUUUGACGUGUUACCUGACUUUUGCUGGUAUAUCGGAUGAGCGACAGGCCGAAUUGAUAGCAAUUCUGAAGGAAGUUCGCAGCGAGAGGAACCACUUUGUUGAGAGCUUGCAGUUAAGCGAUCACGCAGCGACGGCGCUUUGCUAG
This is a messenger RNA of Pocillopora meandrina, 448 nucleotides long. The record is from the annotation of a GenBank genome assembly. NCBI's taxonomy places the organism in Eukaryota, Metazoa, Cnidaria, Anthozoa, Scleractinia, Pocilloporidae.